AAAAAAACUGUAAAAAAAACAAGUGAACUGACACAAUUAGAUAUAAAAUAAAAGAAAAAGCGUACAAGCUUAUUAAACCUAUUUUGAUAAGCACAAAGUGAGAGGAAAAAAAUAAGGAGAGCGGACAGCAAAUUGCAAUUGCGCUUGCACACACAAUUUAUAAAACAAGACUGAAAAAUCACAUCCACAAACACACACACAGUCCACCUCACAAAUACUUGAAAAAAGCAAAGAUGUCAUCACGUUCCAAAGAGAGAGUAGUCACCGCAUUUCGCAAAAUCUUCCACAAGUCCAGCAACAACAACAACAACAAUAACAACAACAACCAUAACAACAAUAAUAAUAACAACAACAACGAUAGGAGCAGCGAUAAGGUUGAUGGCGCCGACCACAGCAGCAGCACUAGCAGCAGCAACAGCAACAACAAUAACAACAACAAUCCGGUUAUUGAAGCCAGCACAACAGCAGCAGCAGCGGCGUCGACGGCGGCAGCGAUAACUGGAGCUGGCAACGAGGCGGCAGCAGGCGCAGCAGCAGCGCAGUCGACGAACGCUAAAAAUGCCGUGGUGCGCGUCGCAGCCGAGCAAGCCGUGUGCGAUUCGCCAGGCAAGCGACGUCGACAGGAUCACAAAGUUGCACCGUCUAAUAGCCGCUCGCUAGUGACAGCUCCAGAUCAGACCAUACGCUCACGUCGCCUCAUGAAGGAAUACCGCGAAAUGGAACGCCUGCAGAGCAAGAACGAUGCCACCUUUACGGUGGAUCUGGUCAAUGAUAGCCUUUUUGAAUGGCAUGUGCGGCUGCAUGUCAUCGAUCCGGACUCGCCGCUGGCCCGCGAUAUGGUUGAGAUGGGCGUGACCGCCAUACUGUUGCAUUUGAGCUUUCCCGAUAACUUUCCAUUUGCGCCGCCAUUCAUGCGUGUGGUGGAGCCGCGCAUCGAGAAGGGCUAUGUGAUGGAGGGCGGCGCCAUAUGCAUGGAAUUGCUAACACCGCGUGGCUGGGCCAGCGCUUACACUGUGGAGGCGGUCAUCAUGCAGUUUGCGGCCAGCGUUGUCAAGGGUCAGGGUCGCAUUGCGCGUAAACCAAAAAGUACAAAGGAGUUUAGUCGACGUCAGGCGGAGGAAUCGUUCCGCUCGCUGGUGAAAACACACGAGAAAUAUGGAUGGGUUACGCCCGCUCUGGCCGAUGGUUAAAUCUGAAGUCGAUGAUGAAUCCCGCCGCGCUGCUCAGCGCCAGCUCUUGCGUUUGCCAAUAACAACCAUAACAACAAACAACACACACAUAGUCAACUCCAACUCCGAUUUCCAUUCACCGCUCAUUAAAAAUACUAUAUUAAAGUAUAUACAAAAUAUAUAUAUAUACAUAUAUAGAAUUGAUUAACUACAAACUAGUUGUAGAUUGCUUUUCCUGAUUUUUCAAUUCUCUACUUCGGAAAAAUGUAGUCAAGUAAAUAUGUAAACGAUUUCAAUUGUCGCAAAUGAAUACCAUCCAUAAACAGAAUGAGAAGUUUAGCAGGAAACUGGCGUCAACUAAAGAACUUAGCUUAACAUGUAAUUUAGCUGUAGUCAUCUCAAUGAAAAUUAACUAAAAACAAAAUAAGAAAAAAUCAUAUUUCAACUGAGUAUUAUGUGAAUUCUUCAAUAACCAUUUAAGUUCCACACAUACGCAUAUUUAUUUACAGUUAAGCUAAAAAAUGAAA
Molecule: messenger RNA, 1696 nt
Organism: Drosophila albomicans
Lineage: Eukaryota; Metazoa; Arthropoda; Insecta; Diptera; Drosophilidae
Product: ubiquitin-conjugating enzyme E2Q-like protein CG4502
Exons: 5
Coding region: 234-1190 (318 amino acids)
Source: RefSeq, a predicted model, not a curated record